GUCGACGGUGGACUGUUGCGUGCGAGUGUUGCGGGACAGAACUGGACACAAGCCAAGCUGGAGGAACGCCAAGUACGAAAUACACAAGUUUAAAGAUUUCUCACGUCGUGAUGAAGAAGCUCCUCACCUCACGAAUCUUCCCAGGAUGGUUGAGAAUCCAACCAUCUUUUUACGAGAAUCAACACGGCACAGAGGAUACUGUCUCGAUGGUGUUCCGCCGGCCCGAGUCCCUGCCCCUGCCGUCCACGUGGCGCAGGUUCACCGUCUGUAACACUAACCUGGUCGUCAGAGACCUCACUGAGGACCUGCGGGAGACGGCUGUCCAGCUUCUGGUCAAGUACUUCACGGCUCAUGAACCGCCGUGCAAAUAUAUCGAAAUCAACAAACAUCCAACAGCUUUGGGGGAAUUGGAGAAGUUGUGGAGGAAAACCAUAGACGACCAGCUCUCGAUAGUCUGCGUGAAAGAAGACGACCCCACUGACGUCAUCGGAGUCAACGUCCUCACGGUCUCUGACCAAAACGACAAGGAGGAAGAGUUUAAAACGGAGGACAAGAUCUGGGCAAAACUGUUUGGAGCCGUGGACCUGGUGACGCGAGCCGUGGACGUGUACCAGACCUUCGGCGUGGAGAGAUAUCUGACGGCAUACGGAUUGGUCGUGGAUCCGCAAUGGAGAGGCUGGGGCAUCGGCAAGGAGAUGCUGUUGGCUAGAAUCCCGCUGUGCAAAGCUCUCGAUAUAAAGGUGACAGCAACCGUAUUUACCGCGGGGGCGUCACAGGCCGUGGCUAGGAAGGCCGGCUUUAAGGAGCUGUACAAGAUCUCCUACCAGGAGUUGGCAGAGCAGGGCUACAGGUUCCCGGGUAUCGAAGAAGACACGAAAUACUCCAAACUGAUGGCACUGGAAAUUUGAAUGUUGCAAUUGUAAAAAAUAUUACAUGAAAUUGGUAAUCAUUUAGUGUUGUAGACACACUGACUCGCUUUAGAUUUUAUCGUCAUAUACUAUAUACUAUUAUAUAUUACACUUAAGUACGUUGGAUUUUAACUCUUCAUUUAACAUAAUAUACUUAAUCUUAGUUUUUUCUUGCCACGUGAUUGUAUAUCUAAAUAUUAGAAUUUAUGUUAGAACAUUUCCAGUAAAGAUGGACGCUUCGCUUCACUAUAACGUUAGCUUGUAAACACUCAAAUGCGAAAUAAUUUUUGUUCACUAUAGAUGUGUUUAAAUUG
Messenger RNA from Danaus plexippus (monarch butterfly), 1222 nucleotides. RefSeq lists its product as uncharacterized. NCBI's taxonomy places the organism in Eukaryota, Metazoa, Arthropoda, Insecta, Lepidoptera, Nymphalidae. The transcript has 6 exons. Bases 111 to 908 code for a protein of 265 amino acids. Gene Ontology annotation, molecular function: N-acetyltransferase activity. The record is from RefSeq and is a predicted model, not a curated record.